Schistosoma haematobium is the source of this 7280-nucleotide messenger RNA. RefSeq lists its product as uncharacterized. Bases 164 to 3145 code for a protein of 993 amino acids. The record is from RefSeq and is a predicted model, not a curated record. The transcript has 8 exons. NCBI's taxonomy places the organism in Eukaryota, Metazoa, Platyhelminthes, Trematoda, Strigeidida, Schistosomatidae.
UGUUGCCAAGGUUGGCGCGUAUGUCGAGGUACUACGCUCCAGUUAUUUUUUGAAGGGAUAGUAUCAGAUUACUUGAUCGUGAUUCUGUCAGCACACUCGAACUACUUUCCAUCAGUCGACAAUAUUUUAAGAACUCCAAAGGUUUUUUCACCUACUACCACUGAUGCCGUCGUCUAGGACAGCUAGGAUAAGGCGAAAUUCCGUACCGGAUAGGUGCACAAUCAUCAAGUGUAUGAGGAAAACAAUCUUCACUUUUGUUUUCUUAUUGGUCGGUCUUUCAACAGGACUCAUAGGACCAAGUAUUCUAUAUCUGGAAAAGUUAGCUGGCUCACGAGAGGAUGAAACAGCUCUUGUUUUUACGUCGAAGGCCGUUGGGUGUAUUGGUGGAUGGAUAGUUAGCUGUUUAUUACUGGAUUCAGAAGGUUCUACUAAACCAAAUGAUUUACUAAGUGUUGGACUUUUCGGCCUAGUGAUAUCCAAUGGUCUUAUUAUUUUCGUUAAACAUCUUUGGUGGAUGCUGGCAGUUUUUUUUCUUCAAGGUUUAUUUGUAACAAUUUCUUUGCAAGGAUGUGUUUAUCAUCGUGAGAACGUAAAACACCGACUCCACAUUGUGCCACAAUAUUUAACAAGUGUUUUCUUAUUGGGUUGUGUAUUUACUCCAUAUUUUAUUUUAUUUAUUGAGCCAAAUUUAAAUGCCAUUACAUCAUUAGAUGUUCAUCCCAGUACUACACUGAAUGAACCACAGCAUUCACAUAAGCAUAACUUCAUUUCAAACGUAUCUAAUGUAAUUCCCAUUAAAUCUGUUGAGAGUAGCAGUACUGGCAUUAGUAAACACAAUAAAAUUUCUCCACUUAUUCGUAUCCCUCGACAAAUUUCAGUUAGUACCCCACUACUGAAUAAAUCUAAUUUUGGUCUGCAAACAACACCUCAAACCACUAUGGACAUUAAUCAUCAUAAAAUAUCUACUGAUCAAUCUCACAAUUUAAAUCUAAUCAUACCUAAUUUUACGUCAACAAACGAAAUCAAUAUAAAUGAAACAUCACAUAACAUUACAGUGAACUCUUCGGUUACUAUCAAACCUACAUUCAAGAAAAAGCCGUCAGUCAAUGAUGCUAAACAUUUGAACCAAGAUAGUUCAUCUGCGGAUGGUAGUAAAGCAGCGUCUAAAAUGAAGAAACUUACUGAAGAGCGUCAAAUUGAAGAAUUAGACGAUGAUCCAUCUACUCAUAAAUCACUGACCUCUGUCGUUAAUCCAAAUAAACUUCAAAAUCCUGUAGUCCAAAACCAGUCUACUAUUACCACUACUACUAUGUUAAUGAACAUCACGAAUUUAAAUUCUACCAAACAAUCAAAUAAUAAUGAUGCUAUCUCUAAAAUUUCUACAAAUUCUUCCUCUAGCCAUCUUUCAAUUCACUUGAACAAUGUUUCAAUAGGAUUUCCACAUGACUCUAAAAUUGUUAAAGAUCAUAAAUCUAAUGAAAUUUUCAUUAAUAAUGUGAAUUCAACAAAAGAUAUUUACAUAUCUAAUGCGUCUAAACCAAUAACUAAGAAUAAAGUAAUACUUGGCAUGUAUAAUAUUACCGAUGAAGUAGGGUUAAUAACUAAUAACUCUUCUACUCAAUUCACAUUCAGUAAAUUUCCACCUGUAUUACAGUCAAACGAUAUUAUUGUAGUUAUCAAUUCAACAAAUCAUAAAUAUCAUCAUCAUCGUAUUGCUGAACACUCGUUGGAUAAAUCUCAUAAUCUGUUACCGUUUCAACAUCCAGUAGAAUCAGUUCAGAAAGUCUAUCUACUACUAAGUAUUAUUUCAAUGAUACUUUGGCUGUUGACAAUUCCAUUAACAAGUUGGUGUGAAUCGAUAUUUAUUCGUUACUUUGAUCUUCAGAUCAUAGAUGAUAAUAAUUUCGAGCUUAUUUCCGCUGGCAAACUCUCGUCACCAAGUGUGAUGCAACGAUCAGAUACUGAUAGUAAUGAAAAUCAUUCUGAAGAAGGUCUCAAAUCAAGAUUACUUGGAGGAUCAGAUGAAGACGACAGUGAGUCGGAUUCAGUUGAACUAUGGAAUCGAAGUCAUUUUAUUGAUAACAACGAAGAGCUAGUCUGUCAUUCUGAUUCUGAAUUGAAUGAUGAAGGUGUUGUUCUGAAAAAUUCCUUAAUUAAAUCAUCUUCAGGAAAUAAUAUUUCUGGUUAUUCAGUGUCUAAAUCGAUGACAGUAUUAAAUCCUAAUGUUGUUGAUGAUAUUACCUCCUCUAUGACUGAUUAUUCUGUAUUUGAAACUCAUUGGCCAAGAAUUCAAUGGCCAUCAAAUUUUUGGCUGUUAUUAUCCGUGUUUCUAAAUAGUGGUUUGGAGACAACAUAUGCUGGCUUUGUUGCUAGUCUCACUAUCCGUUAUCUUCUUUGGUCUCCAACAUUAGCAAUAAUUGUGACCAGUUUGUUUUGGCUUGGUAAUCUCGUUGGCUUUUUAGUUCGUUUAUUGAUAAUCAAUAUAAAAUGGCCAGAUUUACGAGAUACUUUACCCGGUAUUUCAAACAGUCAGCUAUUAUCUAAGCGUAUAUAUUCAACUAGAAAACAUCGUCGUAAUUAUGCAAAGAAUACAAAAUCAUCAAUAAUUAUUACUAUCAUACAAUUGUGUGGAUGUUUUAUUUGUGUAACUAGUUCUAUUGCAUUAACAUAUUUAUCAAUGUCAACUGGAAGAUGUUCCACAACAACAUCAUCAUCAUCAUCCCUAUUAAACAUGAAUUCAUUAUCACAUCCUUAUAUAACAUGGUUAAUCGGAAGUCUUUGUUUUGGUAUUGGUAUUGGUUUAUCAUCUUCUUAUACUGGUACAUUAAUGACUAUACAUUUAACUACAAAUUUAUUUUUUUCUAAUUCAUAUCAUAUUCAAUUAGCUACAUUUUUUGGUCAAUUAUUAAUGCCAGCAUUAAUUGCUAUGCUUCAUCAUCAAGCAUUAUUUUGGCGAUAUUCAUGUGUACAUAGUAUUAGUGUAUUAUGUUUAAGUAUAUUAAUGAGUUGUUCAUUAAUUAGUCAUUUUAUCAUUGAAACUAUUGAAAAUAAACGUAAUAAUUUAUUGAAAUCAUCUAAAACUAAUCGAAACAAUAAUCAUGAUACACAUUUACAAUAUUCUAAUGGGAAAAUUACAAUACCAUAAUUAGUUUAUAAAUUCUAAUAGGGAUAGGUAAUAAUUAUCUUCAAGAAAACUGAUGAUAACUUCUAAUAUCGUUAUUAUUUUGUUUAUUGCAAAUGUCUUUCAUCAAACUUGUCUUCAUGUGGUUAAUUGCUUUAACCUGUAAUAGUUUAUUGUAAUUAUAUAUGUUAUUUGUAUAAUACUAAUACUAACCCUCCUUCUUCUUCCUACUCCCCUUCCCCUCCUCUCUAGUCUGAUAAUAAUGGUAUUUUGUUCAUUUGAUUGCAUUUUGUACUGUACCAUUUGUAUGUGUACUCACCUAUAUUUUUUUAUUACCGCCUUAUUUUCAUAGGUUAUCUGCAAGUUUGAUCUGUUGUUAUUUUAAUAUACUUCAUUAUGUCAUGCAUUGAAUCUAUUUGAUUUAAUACCUUAUUUUGUUUAUGAUAUUGAAUUAUAAAUGCAAACAACACAUUUUAUCAAUUGGUUUUUCCUUCAAAUAGAUAGAACUAAUCCUCUGACGUAUAGCUUCAGUUUAUCGCUUUAAAAAUUAGUAGUAAUUUAAUAUAAAUUAUUCACUAAAUACAGAUUGAUGUAUUCCACUUUAAGUCGCUUUAUUUGUGUUUGAAGGUCUAUGGUACUACCUUAAUCACACCUGUUAUCCCUAGUGGAGCAUUGGUCGCCAACUAGGAGUCUCCGAGCUACUCUGUUCUAGGUUCUCCUUUCCAUCUGUCGCCAAGUUCCAUUGAUUCUUUUGAUGUCUGCCUCCAGUUUGUGACCCAACAUGUUUUUUUUUCGUCUGCCUCUUUUCUUUUUCCCAAUUUAUGGCUUACUCUAUGAAACCGUCUGAUGAUUUUCAUUACUGAAUUCCACUAACCACUAUUCUAUGCUAUGUUUAUGAAUUUGUAAGGGUAUGUAAAUGCUGACUAACACUGACAAACAAUAUCAACAACAGGGUAAUUUAAAUCCUCCCAAAUUAAGUUGAAUUAAUCCCUCGUUGAAAUCUAGACAUUAUAAAGGAAAAAAAAUGAAGUUUAUCAUAAUGGUGUGCUAUAUGAGCGCUCUUUGAUCACACUAUAAUUUCUGAAGAUAUUUAUUUAAGGAAUAAAACGUAAGAAGAACAAUGAGAAGGAAUUUUAUUUUAAGCGUACCAAUUAUGAUAUAUCAGAAAUAAAGUCAAUGAUACCAGGGUAGGUCUCAAUGCAAUUAUGAAGUAUUUUUAGAAAAAAAGUAGGAUAGUUAUACAUUUUCUCAUAGGUAAUUAAGAUUCAACAGAUCAGUGCAUAUGUACGUAACUACUUAUCUACAAUAAUAGAUAGGAUGUUUUUAGAUUGAUUUAAUAAGUUUUUCUAACAUUUAACAGAAACAGAUGGAUAUUUACCAUAUUCUUUUCUUGACGUUCGUACAGUGUUCCAAUUAUUCAUCUAUACGUGCAACCACUUUGGAUCGAAUAUGAUGCACAUAAUGAAAUCGAUGAACGAAGUGGGAUGUAACUCAGUGAUUAACAUUGCGUUUAGGUUUUCAGUAGGAAAUGAAUUGCUUUUCCUAUACCCUGACCGUGGUUACAUAAUAGGUUUUGUGGCUUUGAAUAUCCCACAUGCCAUCAUAUUAAUGAAAUGUAAUUAGAGUUCUCUUGAUCUAAGUAGGAUUCAAGUGUCCUCAUCUUGAUACAGUUGAAUAGCUUAGUCUAUCCUAACACCGGUUCUAAUAACAGUUCUUACAUUUCAAGCAUAGUGCAACUAUUAUGUUAAUUUCUUAAGAAACAAAGCACAAUACUUUUUUCACUAUUAUAAGAACUAUAGUGAAGUUCAUUUUGACAACAAAAAAUUGUGGUUCGUGUACACCUAGUUGGUUAACAGGCUUUGUCUUGACCGAAUCAGACAAUACUAAGAAUGACUCAUAACAUUAUUUCAUCUAUUUGUUGUUGUUUUAAUUGGCUUCAUCGUUUCUUGAAACAUAAUUAUUUAUCUCUUAUCAAGCUUUAUGAUAGAGCAUAAAUGGUUUUGGUCAAUUCAUUCAUUGCCAAUUUAUUCACAUACGUGGUAAGAUGGACAAACCAUAAUUAAGACACACCUGAAGCGAAUUCUAAAGUUAACUCAAUUGAGAGCAAAACACACCUAAUUUUUAAUCGUUAAGCUAGCACAAUAUCAUGCUAAAUUUCUUACUAUUGCUGUAAUUCAUUGGAUCGAUUAAGAAAGAAAAAUCGUUUGAGAAAACAGACUUCCGAGUGAACAAUUCAUUGUUGUGGUGUCUGGUACGUAUACAGACAUAUAUGAGUAGUAUGUAUCAAGAUUUGAAAGAAGGAUUCUUACUGACAGAAGAAGAACAUCAGGAGAAGAGAAAGAAAAGCAGAAGCAGUCCGAGUAGCAACAUGAAUGAAAGAACGAUGGAGCUUUCAAGAGACAAUUCAAGGAAGAUGUGCACAUAAUAUUUUCAAUGUAUUGUGUUCAUAUUUUACAAAUACAGUGUAUGCUUUUGCUUAAUACAACAAUGGGUUACCUUACCCAGGUCUUCGUUCACUACACGAUAAGACUGGUCUUUAUUUUACCUGCUUAUUUUAUGGAGUUCCGUUUGUUUUGAUGGUUGUGUUAAGCAUGAUGAAUGAGAACUACUACUGUAUAAGAUUCUGAUAUAAUGGAGUGGUAAUUUCGUCCGAUUGUAAGGCCUUGAAUCUUUUAGUUGAUAAAUGGCCUGCGACAUCCAAAUCAGUUACGCUUUACGUAUAUUUCAAUUGUGUUUAUUUUAGGUGAAAUAUUUUGUAGAUAAGUUAGUCGUUGUUUGAUAUAAAACGACUUGUUUUGCUAACCAGUUACUCAGUUUUCUGAUAUCCAUUCAUUGUGUGUUUGUGUUGAUGGUCCGGAUUUAUGUGAAUAAUCAUCACACGACCACAGUAAUUUGGAAUAAUUGAUCAAUUGUCUCGUAAUUUAUUCCGUCAUUUUGCUGACUAUUACAUAUUUGAAAGUUUUCUGUUUUCCUUUCAUAUUAAUUGUAGUUAAAUCAUAGAUGUACCAUCGUAUUCAUAUUUAGUGAUCGUAAGUUAUCGUGAAUGUCAUGAAUGAUUUCAUGCAGUUUUGUGGUUGUGUGGUACUGUGGAGUUCAAACUAGGACGAAAAACUAUCUACUGUUACUAGGUAGCAUUCAAUAAUUUAUUCGUUAACUUAUUCCAAUUUGGGAUGAAGAAACAACCUUAGGUUGUACGCAGUCACUAUGAACAUAUAGGCGUCAAUUUGUACGCAAUACAAUUGACAGAUUGGAUGCAGCCAGACGAUUUGAACUUCACAGAUGAUCUAGCUUUUCUAACUUAUACACACGAACAAAUACAAGUCAAACCAACCACUGUAGCAGCAGUUCCUGCACCAGUAGGACUGAACAUGCACAAGGGAAAAAUCAAGAUUCUCAAAUACAACACUGAAAGCACCAACUCAAUCACAAUUGAUGAAGAGUCUCUGGAAGAGAUGGAAACUUUCACGUAUCUGGACAGCAUCAUCGAUGGACAAGGAGGAUCUGAUGCAGAUGUGGAGGUGCUGAUUAGCAAAGUAAGGACAGUAUUCCUACAGUUGAAGAACAUAUGGAACUCAAAACAACUGACAAUCAAUAUCAAAGUUACAAUCUUCAAUAUGAACGUCAAGACAGGUCUACUGCACAAAACUGAAACUUGAAUAACAACCAUACAACCAUCAUCAAGAACGUACUAGUAUUUAUAAACAGUUGUUUACACAAGAUACUAUCAGCAACAGCCUACUAUAGGAGAGAACAAACCAGCCUCCAGUCGAAGAGGGAUUUAGGAAAAGACUUUGGAGGUGGAUAGGACAUAUACUUCGAAAAUCACCAAACUGCAUCACGAGGUAAGUGCCAACUUUGAAUCCUGAAAGGAAACGAAAAAGAGGAAAGCUAAAGAACACAUUGCACCGAGAACUGAAAGCAGACAUCAAAAUGAUCAAUAGAAACUGGGAAGGAUUACCCAGGACAGAUUUAGAUGAAGAAUGCUGGUGGGCACUCUGUGCUUCUCCAUGUUGGGUAUCAGGCGCGUUUUUUUGUUUAUACACAAACGAAAGCUAAGAGAUACUAUUCUCAUUAGUCUGUAUUAAUGGAAUUCGUUACUUUGAUUAACCUUAGAAACUUCAAAUAUCUCAACAUGUAUAGCAACUGGUUUAAAAACUCA